UUCGACCUCAUGGACUCCAGCUCCGAGUUCAUCUCCUUGGAGCCCCCCUCGCUCAGCAGCCGCCGCAUCUGGACGCGCUCCGGGGCCGCCUCGGCCGCUGCCAGGGCCUCGGGAUCCAGGGGGACCAGGAGAGCCGACGAAGCCGAAUUUUCCUCUGGCAAAAUUGAAUGUUUUAAUGGACACUGUUUAAGAUCAAUGAGAAAAAACAUGCCACCCUGUUCAGACUCUAGCUUUGACAAAAGCAUGGAAAUAUUAAGUGAAAAUGUCAAUCGAAGACACUUUACGAGGCAGUUGGCAAAGCCGAAAUCAGACAAAAAAAAGGAAGAAUAUAAAGAAGUCACCAGAACGCUGAAGACCAGAGCUGAUGCAAAAGCUGAAGAACAAGUCCAUGAAGAAAAUGGGGAUUUGGAGGUCCGCCGAAGCUGCAGACUUCGACAAAGUCGUUACACCACUACAAAUCAAUCUGUUUUGUUUGACAAACUUAUAACAAAUACUGCAGAAGCAGUCUUGCAAAAAAUGGAUGACAUGGAGAAGAUGCGUAGACGGCGAAUGAUGGAAGACCUUGGGGUGUUCCACGAUGCAGAAGAAGAAAAUCUUGAUAUGUACUCCCGAGGAAAGAAAGAAAUCCAAAGAGGUGACAAAGAAAUAGCUGAUAAUCAAGGUGGCAUUGUAGUAGUUUCAUCAGAAGAAAGUGAAGAGAAAGAAGAUGAUGAUGGUGAAGACACUCGAAAGCGUUAUGACUUUCGACAGAGGAAAACUGUUGAGCGCUAUCAGGCUCCAUUGGAAAAACCAAGACAACGUAAGAUAUAUUUUUCGGGCCGGUCUUCACCUGUCAGGCAGAGAUACUCAUUUAGAAGUGCUCAGUCACAAGGCUCUUGCUGCAAAAGAACUAACAGACGGAGACACGCAGUCCACAACAGUGAUUCCACAUCCUCUUCCUCAUCGUCCUCAUCUGAUGAUGAAGAGCAUUUCGAGAGGCGUAGGAAGCACAGCCGUAACAGAGAUUUAAGAAGGUGUCUUCCACUAAACUUUCGGAAAGAUGAGUUAAAGGGAAUUCACAAGGAUCGAAUGAAAAUUGGAGCAAGUCUGGCUGAUGUUGAUCCAAUGCAAAUAGAUUGUUCAGUACGAUUUGAUGGUGUGGGUGGUCUUUCUGACCACAUUUCAGCUUUAAAAGAGAUGGUCGUUUUUCCAUUGCUUUACCCAGAAGUCUUUGAGAGAUUCAAAAUUCAACCUCCAAGAGGCUGUCUAUUCUAUGGUCCACCAGGGACUGGAAAGACACUGGUUGCUCGUGCACUUGCUAAUGAAUGUAGCCAAGGUGACAGGAGAAUAGCCUUUUUUAUGAGAAAAGGUGCCGACUGCCUGAGUAAAUGGGUGGGGGAAUCUGAACGACAGCUUCGUUUAUUAUUUGAUCAGGCCUACCAAAUGCGACCUUCAAUUAUUUUCUUUGAUGAGAUAGAUGGUCUUGCUCCUGUGCGGUCCAGUAAACAAGACCAAAUUCAUAGCUCUAUUGUAUCAACACUUCUGGCACUUAUGGAUGGCUUAGACGGCAGAGGAGAGAUUGUGGUAAUCGGAGCCACCAACAGACUGGAUUCCAUAGAUCCUGCUUUACGAAGACCCGGACGCUUUGAUCGAGAGUUCCUCUUCAGCUUGCCAAAUAAAGAGGCUAGAAGAGAGAUUUUCAAGAUUCACACACGAGACUGGACUCCUAAGCCAUUGGACACGUUUCUUGAAGAGCUAGCUGAAAAAUGUGUUGGAUACUGUGGUGCUGAUAUUAAAUCCUUAUGUGCUGAAGCUGCCCUCUGUGCUUUGCGCCGCCGCUAUCCUCAGAUAUACAAAAGUAGCGAGAAACUGCAGUUAGAUAUCGCUUCUAUUAAAAUAACAGCAAAGGAUUUUGUCAUGGCUAUGCAGAAGACUGUUCCAGCUUCACAGAGGGCUGUGGCUUCACCUGGGCGAGCGCUAUCACCUAUUUCAAAACCACUGCUUGAAAACACACUAGCAAGAAUUUUACAAGCCUUGCAGAGAGUAUUUCCCCAUGCAGAGCUUGCACUAAAGAAGGACCAACAGCAAGACAGUUUAAGUCAUAUUUUAAGGAAUGAUGCAAUUGACAGUGAUGAGGAGUCACCAUCAAUCUUCGAAGAUAAGCCAACGCAUAAAAUGGCUGAUAGCCAAAAGGAAAAAUUCCUCAAUUUUAGCAGAAACGCUUAUUACCAGCCAACGUCUUGCAGGCCACGGUUCUUACUAGUUGGAGAGCCAGGAUAUGGGCAAGCUUCUCAUUUGGCACCUGCAGUAAUACAUGCCCUGGAAAAGUUUCCAGUUUAUACACUAGACCUAUCGGUUUUGUUUGUUAGCAUCACAUCACCGGAAGAAACAUGUGCACAGUUGAUGCGAGAAGCUCAAAGAACAGCACCAAGUAUAAUUUAUAUCCCACAUAUCCAUUUGUGGUGGGAGGCUGUUGGAGCUACAUUGAAAGCUACUUUUACAACACUACUGCAGAACAUUCCAACAUUUGCUCCAGUUUUGCUGCUUGCAACAUCUGAUGUGUGUCAUGCAGAUCUCCCGAAAGAGAUAAAAGAAUUGUUUAUUAAUGAUUAUGAAGAAGUUUUCAAAAUCCAGUUGCCUAAUAAGGAAGAAAGAAGAACGUUUUUUGAGGACUUAGUUGUAAAUCAAGCUGCUAAACCUCCUGCAUCAAAAAACGCAGCUUGGCGGCCAUUGGAAAUACUGCCUGUAGCACCGCCGCCUAAGCCUCGACAGCUGACGGAGGAAGAAAUAAGACAGCUGGAGGAGCAGGAGGAGGAUACGUUGCGUGAACUUAGGAUUUUCUUAAGGGAUGUGACUCAUAGACUUGCUGUUGACAGACGUUUCAGAGCAUUUACAAAGCCUGUUGACCCAGAGGAGGUACCCGAUUAUGACGCAGUUAUUAAACAGCCCAUGGACCUUUCAGCAGUUCUCUCUAAGAUUGACUUGCACCAGUACCUAACUGCAGGAGAUUUUCUAAAAGACAUCGAUCUAAUCUGUAGCAAUGCUUUAGAGUACAACCCAGAUAAAGAUCCUGGAGAUCGUCUCAUUAGGCACAGAGCUUGUACUUUGAGAGAUACUGCGUACGCCAUAGUGAGGGAAGAAAUGGAUGAAGAUUUUGAACAACGCUGCGAAGAAAUUCAAGAAUCUCGUAAGAAAAGAGGUUGUAGCUCUUCAAAGUAUGCUCCAUCUUACUACUGUGUAAUGCCAAAGCAGAACUCUGUUCCUGGGUGUAAGAAAACAGACCCGAAGUGUAAUGAAAAAACGAAGAUGCCAGCAGCGCCUGUAGAUUCCAGUACGCCCCGCUCUAACGAUGUGUCAAAAAGAAAACGCAGAAAGAACAAAGGGUCUUCAAGUAUCGCAACAAAGAGGAGGAAUUUUCAGUUCAAUAAAGAGAAUAAAGUUCCGGAAGACCAAAAUGAAGUAGAGAGUGAUGAAGAGUCUCCAGAAAAACAUGUUUCUAACACGGACCGCACUGAAGUUGAGUCCACACAGGAUUCUUCUAUGGAAGAAAAUGAAAACGUACUUCAAGAACGACAGAAAAAUGGGAAUGAAAAUAAAUCUGGGACAGAAAAUGAAAGAGAGAGAGUUCUCCUUGUGGCGAAAUCUGCUUCUGAAAAGAAGAGUGUCAUGCUUCCUGAACAUUCAGACCUAAGAAAGGACUUGAGUGAAAUGCCAGAUUGCCAAAUAGCAGAAAGUUCUGAAGACGGAGAUUCAAAUGAUUCUUGGGUACACCGUAUGACUCGUGCGAGACGCUCUCGGGUAGAAGAGCAACAGGUGAUAUGUGUCGAGAAAGCAAUGGAAAUUCUCACACAGCCAGUGAUUGUGGAUUACUAUGAGCUCAAACAACUGUUGCAUUUUGUCACUGUGAUAACUAAGAACUUCAAUAUAUUUCACUUGGAAAAACUAUAUGCUGUUCUUAGUCAGUGCAUUUACCAACAUCGAGAAGAUUACGACAAAACUGAAUUAGUAAAGGAAAUGAAGAAAGAAAUUGCAGCCUUCAGUUAUGCUCAGUGAUACUUGAUUCCAGCAUACUUGACUUCUACUCUGUAAUGUUUUCUUUUUAUUGCAUGCUGUUAUCUGUGCAUAAUUCAAUAAAGAUUACUUCUACAUAUAUAUUUAUACAUAUAUUAAACAAAUAUAUCUUAAAAUUUAUUAAGAAAGCUCAAAUAAAGUCCUUUAACUGCUUUUAUUUGAUAUUUUUGUCCUCUCUCUCUAUAUUUUUGUGACAUACUGCUUUGAUUGCCUUUGGAACGCUGUAGAUCUGAACAUCUCCCAGAUAAUUUCAGUACCUCUCUAAAAAGAAAACGAUCGAACACUUGAUAAAUUUUUAUCAUUGUUUUCCAGCUUGUGGGAAUACAUUUUUCUGAAGUAGUCUGUGGUGCUGUAUAGUCCCUUGCAUAUUACAUAAAGGUUUUAAACCAAAUCUCAUUUUGGUAUAUGAAAAGUAAAUCCUUUAGAAACCUCUUAAUGCAGUUCAGAGGUAAUUUUUUUUUAAUUACCUGAUAGCACCUCAAGUGGUUUUCAUAGAAUUAACAACCUAAAGAAAGUAUGUGGGAGAAACACUCUUUCCACAAACAUAAGAACUUUUGCUAUGGCAUAUUUUUGCCUGUCACAAAAACCUAACUUGAAACAAAGCAAGAUUUACAACUGUAACUUUCUAAGGUAAAGUUUAGUCUUGCUUGUAGUAAUGACAAUCUUCUUGAUACUACAGAAUAGCAUUUUAAUAUAAAUUGUUAUUUCCAGGUCAGGUGGCUUGUAGUUGAAUUAAAUUGUAAAUAGUUUUCUAGUUAUGUAGAGAGAAUUGUAUCUGUUUAUUACAUAAAAGUGAAUAUAUUGUUGGUGAUAAAUAUAUUUAAGUAAAAUCAAAGCAAUACCCUGUUUUGAAGAUGUAUGCCUCUUCAAACCAGCAGAGAAAAUUUCUCUCAGUUAAUUUGACAGUUAUUUGUUUAAAAACUGAUAAGAUAGGCAAAGUUUAGUUUUAUGAGAAUAAAAUUUUAUAUCAGUUGCGAUAAAAUAACAUGGCAUGAUACACUGCUGUUGUGUUACGUCACCUCAUGUGCACAACGUCUGGUGAUGCUGAAUGCCUAACUGUGCAAUCCUUCUGUUUGUGUUUGGUUUCUUAUGUAUGUUUUAGGGUUUUUUGUUUCUUUCUAGUGUGUUUGUCCAAACAUUUGUGUACUAUGCAGAAGAAAAAAUUCUAUCUGUAUUGUUUGGAUGGGUAUUAAUAAAAAAUGAAUCACCUUU
Molecule: messenger RNA, 5262 nt
Organism: Gymnogyps californianus (California condor)
Lineage: Eukaryota; Metazoa; Chordata; Aves; Accipitriformes; Cathartidae
Gene: ATAD2
Product: ATPase family AAA domain containing 2
Exons: 28
Coding region: 10-4032 (1340 amino acids)
Biological process (GO): positive regulation of transcription by RNA polymerase II
Cellular component (GO): nucleus
Molecular function (GO): histone binding; chromatin binding; ATP binding
Source: RefSeq, a predicted model, not a curated record